UUUUUUUUUUUUUUUUUUUUUUUUACGGAAGCUGAGUUAGCCAUGUACAAAGAUUAAUUAAUGUAAACGCAUAAAAAACGAGCUCCGUGAUAGUGUCUCGGAAACUACAAGUGUAUAUAUAUAUAUAUAUAUAAAAAACCCUAUUAGGUUCUAAUCUGAGAGGGAAAACAGUGUUGUUUUUCGAUACGAUUAUUUACACGCGGUGUGUUUAGCCAUUAAACACGAGCCACAUUCCUCGGUUAGCUGGAAAAUAAACAAACGCAAUGCUAACGGCUAAUGGACUGUAGAUAACGAGCAACGCGGUGCGAGUCAGACUGAAGAUUAUGAAGACUGAUUCAGACUGAGAAGGUUAAAGUAUGGAGCUGUACUGGUACAUAGUUGUCAUAAUAUUUAUUAUGAUAAAGAUCUUCUUCUACGUUUGCUGGUACCGUUCAAGACAGAGGCAGCUGGCCGCAUAUCUCAGUAAUCCACGCAACGCCCAGAUCGUUAUUGUGGGAGGAAGAGCAUACCUGCACCAGAUGUGCGAGAACCAAAACACGUCAAUCUGGCCAAAUUGGUACGGCGUUCAGGACGAUGGCUCCGUAGGCGAACCGUCUGUUUCUCUUCCUCCAUCUUCAUCCCUGUCUCAACUGGACUUACCCCCUCCAUACGAGGCUGUUUCUGGAGCCGAUGACCUGAAGCCUCCUCCGUACAGCGAGUUUGCUCAGAACGACGACACAGACACGUCUCAGAGCAUCACAAUCCCAGAGGGCAACAAUUCGAGCAUCAGCGAUGACCCGCCUCCAUACACUCCCACUGCCAAUCAGCACACCAGCAUUCAGUGCCAAGCCGAGCCUGAGGGGAGAUCCAGCUAGUCUCUUCCAAUGUCAUUUCUCAAUUUUGUUCACAGCAAGGGCUGUACUUCUCCAUGCAGUUGCUCAGCGUUUAGUUAGGGACUCUAUUUUUGUGUGUCAGUUUUACUCUUGAUAAAGGUGCGUAAGUGGAUUCUAGACAUCCUAAAAGAUUUGGGGAAUUUGGUUGUUAAAAAAAGAAAGUGGCUUAAUAAUUUUCUCUUCUAGAAAGAUGAGAUGGUGAGCUGCUUUGGUAUUAAUGGGUGCUUUAAGCUCACUCAUGCCUUAUUUUGAGUUUCUCUUGUAUAACCAGCAUCAUGAUGAUAACACACUUGUGUACCACGUUUUCUAGAUAUGUCGCACCGGAUACAAAUAUGAAUUCUUUCUGCUUAGAGCACACAUUCAUAUAUACAUUGCUUUGUUGUGUAAGUCACUGUAAUGUGUCCAUCCUCUUAUUUCACAUACCGUAUGUUCUGCUCGUAAAACAGCAUUUAAGCACACCUAAAGCCUUGUUUUUGCUACUGAAAAUGUCGUUACACAUUUUCUUUUACUUUUAGACUGAAACCUCUCUAUUUACUUGAUAAGGAGCUUUUGUUGGUGUGAACACGGCUGCUCUGAUACUCAUUUCUGCCAGCAGUUAUCUGUCUAUCACUAGUGGAAGUGUCAAGGUAAUAGAAGUGUGCGCUCCAGUAACUGUCCUGUAACAAAUGACAGAACGCCUACCCUAAAACAAACUCAUCACUGUAUAGUUUAUAGCAUCUGCAUCUUAUAGUCCGGAAAAUAUGGAUAUACACAAAAAAAAAAAACACACCACCGAAUUGUUCUUAUCCUAUAUGCAUUUCAACUUUCUGACAUUUAUAGAUCUAAUGACUGAUUUAGUGCAGGGGUGGACAAAUUAAGAAUUCAUUAGCUAGACCUCCUUGCACGUGGAAGCUGCAGUUUGUUGACCAGAUUCAUAAUUAGGUUGCCCAGGAACUUAAUCUUAAACUUAAACUCCUAAGUAAUGUAGGUAGGUAACACAAUUUUACUUAAUUAUGGAUAGCUAGUUAAGCUCAUUAGUACAGCAUAAGGGAAAUAAAACAAGUGUCCAGGGAGUCCUUAAUCUCAUAUAAUAACGUUUUAAUGUAUCAAAAGUCACAAAGUUGUUGUUGAACAUCCCAGCUAUGAUUGCAGUAUAAAUAGUUUAAUUUCGUUAAUAAUGCCAUUUGCAUAUGGUUCUUGCAUAAGAAUUAUACGACAGCUUUGCACUGGAGCUUGUAUCGAUUCGUUUUCAUUAGCGUUUCCGCUUACUGCACAUAUUGAAAAAAAAUUUUAUUAUUUAUUUAUUUUAAAAAAAUUAAUACAUAUUGUCUUCUGUAAUCAGCCUAGUAAACAAAAGAAUCUUAGUAGUAAUAGUGUAGCAGGAAGCGGGAUUCGGAAGCAUGUGCUAUAGUUACAGCAUCUUAGUGUGUCUUAUCAGUGCAUUACUUUUAAACAUGCCAUACUUCAGUAGUUAGUAAAGAGUAUGGUUUGUUUUUCUUUCUCUGGUUGAAGGUUGAACCUACCUCUUGGACCACCAGGCAACUAUGAAUAAAAAAAAUUAAAAUAAUAAUAAUAAUAUCCUGUGCACGAAAUCUGCUAGUCCUGGACACCUGGGUUCCUGAUUUGUCCACCCCUGUUGUGUAUUCACCAUGAAUUAAUUAUGCAUAAGCAUGCAGGUUGACCAGUGCCCUGUAAGAAGCAGAAGAUUUUUCAUAUGUAGACGUGUUGAGAAACAUUUGUUCUUGUCUCUAUAAAUGCCCAAAGGGAGAGGAUUCUGUGCAGAGGUUUAACCUCGUGUUUAUGCAUAACCUCGCUUUGUAUGUGAUGACAAUUUCUAAAACUAUCCCUAAGCACUUUUUAUGUCUUGUAAUUGCCUUACUUUUGUCUGUGUGUACUGUAAGUAGACAUGUGCCGAUAAUCGGGUGUACAGUAUAGCUCAAUAUUCAAUUCAGUAGUGUUAUCUUGGACACUUAAAGAUAUCAGAACCAUCCUUGCAUUGCAUUCAUGAGGAAUUAAGUUGGUCUCAUUCAGAAGGCUGGGUCUUUUCCCCUGCAGCCCUCAUAUAAUGAAUGAGACGUGUUUCCUUUUCGGUUAAAUGCUGCUAUGCUUGUGAGAACAGGUCCAGAUAAACAUUUUAUUUUCUUAACUUGAUAUCAAGAUGUAACCGUGAUAAAUGUUACUCACUGUGAUAUGACAAUGUAAUAUCGGCACACGCCUAUUUGUAAGCGGCGAAUAUAAUUAACGAUUAUCGGAGUCCACGCGGCAAUGAUGAUGUGUGUAAAUGCAGAGAGUAUGCCCGCCGUACUCUUUGGCCUAUCAGGUGACCGUAAUGACUUUAUACAUUUACGCCACACAGUAAUGAACUCGACUUCUUUGUGAUUUCUUUCAGUAUGUGUGUGAUAGUAGAUGUUCAUAUAAAUCUUUUGUGUUUUGAAGAAUGUAUGACUGUACAGUUGUCAAAUGUAUCAGGUUAACAUACGCUUACUGGCCAAUUUAUUAGACGCACCUACCUUAUUGGUGGCUCUACCAUUGCUACACAAAAUACCAUGUCAGUGUCACUACAGAACUGAGAACAAACCACCACCCAAAUAAUAUCUGUUUAGCAGUGAUCUUAUGAUGGUCCCUUUCCACUAAUCGUUAAAGCUAACAUUGUACAGAGCAACAGAGGGGGUACAAUCAGUAUUUAAACACCUGUAAAGUGGCCUGUAUGGUUGGUGAAUCUGUUAAAAUGGUCAAUAAGUAGCUACCAUGUAAUAGACUGGCAACUUAAUGUAAUGGGAUCAAUACUUUUUUAUUAUUAAAGCAUCUUGGUAAAACACAUA
Ictalurus punctatus (channel catfish) is the source of this 3673-nucleotide messenger RNA. RefSeq lists its product as uncharacterized. The record is from RefSeq and is a predicted model, not a curated record. The transcript is spliced from 5 exons. NCBI's taxonomy places the organism in Eukaryota, Metazoa, Chordata, Actinopteri, Siluriformes, Ictaluridae. Bases 357 to 854 code for a protein of 165 amino acids.